GCCUGCCGCGGGGUAAUCCCUGUGCCAGCGCUCCGAUCUUGUGCGAUAACCCUGGCGUCUGCUCCCGAGCCGUGAGCCCGACGGUUCCGAGCCUUUGCGCCGCCUCGAGCCGGCACUCCCAUCAUUAGCAAGGCGUCCUCCCCGCCGCCCACUGUCAACGCACACCCACAAUGUGACGCAGACUUGGGCUCGCCCCGACUCCCCUGACCCGACGAGGUUACCAUUCUUACAUGAGCUUGGAGCUUGUCGCCCCGCCCUGAAGCUUACUCGCUCUCGCUCGCGCGCGAGCUCCGGGCCUCGCGCGACCGCCAUGCGCGCCACAGGAGGCAUGCCGGAACCGCCCAUGCGUCACCAAGCCAAGCCACGCCUCGACGCCUCAUCUCAACAUGAUCACUGCUCGCGCGGGUGCUGCACUCAUGCCGUUAUGCCAACUCUGGCCAGCGGCGAGAGCGAGAGCAAGAGCAAGAGCUAAAGCGACGUCCUCAAAGGCAGCGAGCUAGAUGUGAUCUCUCCCCCGUCCCCCUCCUUCCUCUCCAUUCUCCUCCUCAGUUCCCCCGCACGAUGUCUGUCCGAUCAGUGGUCCACCUCGCGCAGCUCUCGGUACAGAUGACCGCCAACCCCAACCCGAAGACGCGCAAGAGCGCCGUUCGACCGCUCGGCGUGAUGGACCGGUACAUGCUCGUGCGGCACAACACUGGCCGACCACAAGGCCUGAUCCACGUCGUGACUUACCCCGAGGACUCUUUACCUUCGCGCGACUUCCUCGAGGAGCGGGUAACGGAGCUGCAGGAGCGGCUCCCGAUGCUCUACGCGCGCGUCGUGAACGGCCGCACCAACCGCCCAGGCUUUGCACUCAGAGACGAGCCGUGGCCUGCCAACGCCGUGGUCACUGAGGGCUUUUACUCUUCUGUUCCUGGCUCAGAACUGGACGAGGCGACGGCCGUCCUCCGCGACCAGCUGGCGCGCUUCGAGGCCCGCGACUUUAACAAUGAGCCAAUGUGGUCCGUGUCCCGCAUCGCCGGCGGGCCGAUGGACGACCGCGCAUACCUCGUCGUCUGUGUAGCCUACCUCAUGUGCGACACGCGCGCAGCCGAGCGCCUCACAAAGGCACUCACCGCUCCCAACAUCGACCACAUUGCCCACGAGGCAUGGAACGCGGCGACGCGCUUCGACGACACGUUCUCCCUCCGGCCAUCGGCGCGCUUCCUCGCGCCAAUCUUCUACCGCGAGAUCGUCCUCCCCCGCCUCCCAAAGGCCAUCCAGGCAAAGCUGCGCAAGGAGGACCCGUGGCCGGGAACCAAGGUGGACCGGUCGCCGCUCGUCUGCGGGAUGGGCAUGCUCGCGGCGUCGGUGCCCUCGGCCACUGUCGCGCGGCUGCGCGAGCAAACAAAGCGCAACCACAUCGGGUCCCUGCACGCCGUGUACAAGAUGGCCUUCUCGGCCGCCAUCUGGUCCGUGUUCCUCUCGGACGAGAUCGAGCCCAAGCGCAUCGUCGCCGCCACGGCGCGCGACGACCGCCGCCCAGAGCUCGGCCACUCGGCCAUGACGAACAACUACGUCCAGAGCCCAGAGUACGACAGCAAGAUCUCGCCCAAUGUCAACUUUUGGUCCGGCGCGCGCCAGCUCAGCGACUACCUUCGCUCGAGCACGACAGCGGCCGAGGCGCGCAUGACGCUCGGGCUGCUCACGCAGAUCCCCGACCCGGAGAUCGACCCCAGCUCGCCGGAAUUCGACCCGUCCGCACCGACGGGCUGGGAGCGCUUCUUCAUCCAGCGCUCGGCGUCGGCCACGCCGUUCCGCAACAGCUUCGCAAUCACCAACAUUGGCACGACCGAGCUGCCGCCCGGCGCGCUCGACCAGCUCUGGGGCCAGUCGUCGAACCCCUUUGCGCCGGUGUACAACCUCCAGCUGUUCGAGCACGAGGGCGGCGUCCGCAUGACCGCGGCGUACUGCGAGGGCGCGGCCGUCACCGCCGAGCAGACGCGUCUCGUCCUCGCCGUGUGGGAGCUCAUCCUCGACCGCGUCGCUGACGGCGCGGGCAACCGCACGAUUGCAGAACUCACGAGGUAGAGCCAGUUGUUCGGAGGCUUCGUCAGGCGUUUGGGUUAUUUGAUUUUUUCGUCUCUCCGUUCAUAUCCUGUAUUUAGUAGCCGCCAUACACACGAACAUUGAUCAAUGCAUGUAGACUAG
Vanrija pseudolonga is the source of this 2190-nucleotide messenger RNA. RefSeq lists its product as uncharacterized. The transcript has 2 exons. Bases 562 to 2070 code for a protein of 502 amino acids. Lineage: Eukaryota; Fungi; Basidiomycota; Tremellomycetes; Trichosporonales; Trichosporonaceae. The record is from RefSeq and is a predicted model, not a curated record.